Messenger RNA from Fraxinus pennsylvanica, 354 nucleotides. NCBI's taxonomy places the organism in Eukaryota, Viridiplantae, Streptophyta, Magnoliopsida, Lamiales, Oleaceae. The record is from the annotation of a GenBank genome assembly.
AUGGUAGUACGGGUGAAGCUGAUCAAAGGCGACGUCAUAUUUCCGACUGCCGCUACUGUGAAGAAACACCCCUUCGUGCCCAUACAGCUCAAUAAAGAUUCUUCAUAUUUCCUGCUAGGAUCAUCAUGGAGUAAGUUCCUCUUAAAGAGCUCCCCAAGUGAUGUCCUUUCUUUUUUUGCCCCUACCCCAGUCCAAACCAAUUAUGAAAUUACUGAAUUGACAUCUUUCCAUGGGUCUUUCCAUGCUGUUGCUCCCCCGGGAACUGUCGAUCUUGGGUCUGCAGAUGCUCACAAGUUAUCUAUAGAGAAGAGUAAAUAUCUUGGAGGGAUGAUAAUCAUUCAUCAUCAUCUAUAG